UUUUUUGUCUCACUCUUACAAAUAACAUGGAGGUAGUGGUUUGAGCGCAGUUCAAUUUUUCUUUGUUUACGUGUCGAAUUCGUUUAACGAUCAGAAAUAUAGGAAAAUAUUGUACGGUUUAUGGAAUUUAUUCAAAGUGAUCCUCACAUUCGAUUGUAUUGAACUGUAUGAAAUGAAUAACGGAGAAGUUGGAGGGCCUAGAGGCAGAGGCCGCGGUUGGCAGCAGCCUGAAAAUCAGCCACGGGAGCUUCGCCGGCCUAGGAUCGUUACCGAGGAUGCGAAAGCUGAACCUCCUAAAAUCGAAUCCAACUUGUCGGCGGAGGCUAAGGAAUGGUACCCACCCAAUUACAACCCUCAAUCGGUGCCAGCCUAUGCACCAGAUCCGGCCCCCUACCGGCCACACCGCUUCUCUGUACAAGACCGUCUGCGGCAAGCACAAGAUCAGAACCCGUACAACUUUGAUGAUAUGUCAUAUUCCCUUGAAGAACAAGAGAACAUGGAUUUGCGGGAGAACAUUGCCAACCUGAUUACUGUUAUGUGUGAGAUAACAUUUGACCCCGGCAAGUUCGACACCCUGUGUGGUCCUUUGGUGGACUCCUUUGCUCAUAUGCUUCAUGAUGCCAACUACACCAGGGCCUUGGUUGAAGCUAUUGUUAAUCAGUCGAUCGGCGAGUCGAACUUCCGUUACAACGGCGCGCGCCUCUGCUCGAUGUACGACUCGGUGGCGGCGCCCGAGGAGUCCACGUUCCGCGUGUGCCUGCUGGAGAGGUGCUCCACGGAGGAGAACAAGAUCAUCAGCGGCGUGGAGACCUCGGAGGAGAACAUGCGCGGGUUCGCUAUGUUCCUGGCGGAGAUCUACACGCAACUUGAAGAUAGCCAGGGUGGAAGAAUCAAGACUUUGGGAGAGAGCCUCUGUAAGGUCUUGCUCCACCUUUUGGAUACUGACAAAGAUACCAACAUCAAAUCUGUAUGUCAACUUCUCAAGCUGUCCGGCAUAGCGCUGGACGCGGACUGCCCGACGGGCAUGCACGCGGCGUUCGAGCGGCUGAAGCGGCGCGCGCAACUGCCCUGCGUGCGCGCCGUCGUGGCCCUGCGCGGCGCGCGCUGGGGGCUGGCCGAGCGCGAGCCCGAGCCGCUGCCCGCGCCCGCGCCCGCGCCCGCGCCCGCCGCGCGCCGGCAAGGUCAGUGCACCCUGGUGUUGUGUAGUGUAGCGGCGCGCGCUGGGGGCUGGCCGAGCGCGAGCCCGAGCCGCUGCCCGCGCCCGCGCCCGCGCCCGCGCCCGCCGCGCGCCGGCAAGUGUAGCGGCGCGCGCUGGGGGCUGGCCGAGCGCGAGCCCGAGCCGCUGCCCGCGCCCGCGCCCGCGCCCGCCGCGCGCCGGCAAGGUCAGUGCACCCUGGUGUUGUGUAGUGUAGCGGCGCGCGCUGGGGGCUGGCCGAGCGCGAGCCCGAGCCGCUGCCCGCGCCCGCGCCCGUGCCCGCCGCGCGCCGGCAAGUGUAGCGGCGCGCGCUGGGGGCUGGCCGAGCGCGAGCCCGAGCCGCUGCCCGCGCCCGCGCCCGUGCCCGCCGCGCGCCGGCAAGGUCAGUGCACCCUGGUGUUGUGUAGUGUAGCGGCGCGCGCUGGGGGCUGGCCGAGCGCGAGCCCGAGCCGCUGCCCGCGCCCGCGCCCGCGCCCGUGCCCGCCGCGCGCCGGCAAGUGUAGCGGCGCGCGCUGGGGGCUGGCCGAGCGCGAGCCCGAGCCGCUGCCCGCGCCCGCGCCCGCGCCCGCCGCGCGCCGGCAAGCCAACGGCGAGGUGGAGGACGGCGGCUACCUGGCGGACGGGCACACGCUGACGGCCGAGGAGUGCGCCUUCCUGCAGAGCAACCUGCCGCCCGGCAAGAGCGCCGCGCUCGACGACGACAUACUCGAGGAGCUGGAAAAUGAAGCAUGGGACACGGGGAUGGACGCGGAGAUGCAAGCUGGUUUUCUGGAGUUCUUGAAGAUGUCCAACCAGAUCAAGCGAUAGCCCUGCGCCGCCGCACGCGCCCCGGCCUCGCGGGGAACAGACCAAACUGCGUCUUCUGUACUCUAGGACAAUGAACAAAAACUAUAAAAAAAAUACAAAAAUAACUAUAAAAUAAUAUAAAAAGAUAUAUGGCGAGUGACCAAAUUGGUGACCACUCUAUGAUGAAAGAUGAUGCAUGAGAAUGACUGAGACUUAUGGGUUGGGCUGAGCGAUAAAUGAUUACCUCUAAAUUGAGCAAUAAAAUGGCGAAUGAGAUGCUCGGAUUGUUAAUACUUAGAGCCCGAUUUGUUGCGACUGGAAGGGACUAUGUAGAUAUUAAUGAAAUGAAAGAUUAUUAGAGAUACUAUUUUCAAUGUUAGUCAAUGAUAACAUCCUGCCGGUGAAGUAUCUUGUGUACCCGUUUUUAAUUUUAGAGUGGUUUGGCAUUUGAACAUUAUUGAUUAAGAGCUUUUAUUAAAAUUCCACAUCUAGCCCCCCUUAGUGUUAUCUCCUAUAAGUCAUUGUUUCCAUAUUUUUAUUAAACAUUUUGGUCUGUUGUUCCGGGAGGAUUCAAAUGUGUUUACGUAUAAAACAUGUAAUGUUUUGAUAAUUUUCGUAAAUGUAUUUCAGAUUCAGUUUUAUUUUUUCAAUAUCUUUGAGCAUUUCCCAGUGUUUAUUCGUUUGUCUAUGCUAUAAUUUAAUUAUACGUAAACACUAAAAUUAUUUAAAGUCUAUGGACUAAAUGUAAACAAGUAAACAGUGAAGAUGUUUUCUUUAAUAAUAAUUGUCAACAUAUUGACAAAGGUGCAUUAUAUAACUUGACUGUGUUUACUGCUGUUGUAAAUAUUUUGUCGUCUCCCACCAUUCAAGAAGGCCAUAUUUGCGAGCCAUGUUGCUUCUUGUUUACAUUUCGUCUGCGUAUGUUUAGUGAUCUCAUGAUUUUUUAUUGUCAUUUGUCUUUCUAUUACAUAAUAAAGAGGCAAUAUAAACAAGAAUUUGGACUUCGUUAACAAUUAUUAAUAUAAUAUGUUAUGAAAAAAGUCUGAAUCAAACGGCACAUUGAUAUUUUUCAAACUUCCAUUCCAUUGUGAAAUGCUAAUUGAAAAAUAUUACUAAUUUAAAAUGCGUGGAAGGCUGACUUUUAAUAAUUUAUUUAUACUUACUUGUACUUGAAUCAAACGUCUAUACAUAAUACAUGCAAUGCAAUAUAAUUUUAAAAUCUCGAAUGAUAUUGAACAAUUCCAUGGACUUGGUAUAAUGCGUGUGAGGUUUCUAGCACAAACGUUUCGUUCGUCACUUGCAACGCGCCCUGACGCCCGCAGGCUGGACUGGAUGUCUUCAAAGCAACUUGCGAAAAUGCCAAAUUUGUUACAAUUUAUGUUGAACUUUGUUGUGAUUACAUUUGCCUAUUGAAGUGAGUGAGAGAGUGAUAGUGGCCUUGAGUGCGAAAUGGGUUUUAAUUAAUGACCUAAUUGCUGGUUAACAAUAAUAAUAAUAGUGUUCUCUAUAGUGCUAAUAGACAUUCACAUAGCAAUAACAUAAACUUAUGCUAAACUAAGUACAUUCACGAUCCAUGUUGAUAUUAUUGAGCGCUCCUAAUACGAUUUUUUGAAUAUAUUUAUGCAAUACCGGAUUUAUUUAUUUGAAGCAAUUAGGAAAAUGUUUAUAAUAUUCCAUUGUAUUUUUGUUGCAGUGAUAUUACGAAUGUUAUAAGAAUAAAUGGAUAUUUUAAUAAAAGUCAUUUAAAUAA
This is a messenger RNA of Ostrinia nubilalis (European corn borer), 3731 nucleotides long. RefSeq lists its product as uncharacterized. Gene Ontology annotation, molecular function: translation activator activity. The coding region runs from base 173 to 2002 and encodes 609 amino acids. Gene Ontology annotation, biological process: regulation of translational initiation. The record is from RefSeq and is a predicted model, not a curated record. The transcript has 11 exons. Lineage: Eukaryota; Metazoa; Arthropoda; Insecta; Lepidoptera; Crambidae.